Mercenaria mercenaria is the source of this 4122-nucleotide messenger RNA. RefSeq names its product epidermal growth factor receptor-like. Lineage: Eukaryota; Metazoa; Mollusca; Bivalvia; Venerida; Veneridae. The record is from RefSeq and is a predicted model, not a curated record. Gene Ontology annotation, molecular function: ATP binding; transmembrane receptor protein tyrosine kinase activity. Gene Ontology annotation, biological process: multicellular organism development; cell surface receptor protein tyrosine kinase signaling pathway; protein phosphorylation. The transcript has 9 exons. Bases 148 to 1275 code for a protein of 375 amino acids. Gene Ontology annotation, cellular component: basal plasma membrane; signaling receptor complex.
AGUCACACACACAUUUGUGUUUUUUAUUUAUGAUUGUAAUAUAUAUGUGUAUGGGCUGGAGGCCUUUAACGCAAUAAACUAGUUUGAGUGUGACUAGUUGAUGUCUUCAAGACGUUUUUAUAGCAUUGGUGUUUUUAUUUGCAGAAGAUGAUGAUGAUUUCACAGUUAAUGCCAUCGGGAUGUUUGUUAGGAUACAUUAAGAAACACAAGGAUAUGAUUGGAUCAAAGCCAUUUCUCAACUGGUGUGCACAGAUAGCAAGGGGUAUGGUUUACCUUGAAGAAAGAGGUAUUGUCCACAGGGACCUUGCUGCUAGGAACAUAUUAGUACAAUCUGCUGCUCAAGUAAAGAUAACAGAUUUUGGUCUCGCCAAACUUCUGGAUUAUACAGAAGAUGAAUUCCAGUCAGCAGAGGAAAAGGUGCCUGUAAGAUGGUUGGCUCCAGAGUCUUUGCAGAGCAGAAUAUACUCACACAAAUCAGAUGUAUGGAGUUACGGUGUAACACUUUGGGAAAUGUUUACUUACGGCAAGAGACCGUACGAGAAGUCACAUAAUCGAGAUGUUCUGAGCCUAAUCGAGAAAGGAGAUCGAUUGCCUCAACCUGAUAUUUGUACGAUUGAUGUAUAUAUGAACAUGAUCAAAUGCUGGAUGUACAAUGCUGAAAAUCGACCGUCGUUUAAGGAACUAGCAGAAGACUUCUCUAAAAUGGCUCGUGACCCAGGGCGUUAUCUUGUUAUCCAGGGAGAUGAAAUGAUGAAGACACCGACUCAAUUGGACAGCAUUAAUGACUUAGAUCUGGAAAUGGACGCAUGCGCAGAUGGACCAGAGAAACUAAUUACGGCUGAUAAUUAUAUAAAAAUUGAACCUCCAGUACAUGAGAAAUGUAAUGAGACUACCCGCACUGAAGCUGUGGUUGACUUAGACGCAGAUGGAUACUUGAAAACCGUAGCAGAGCCUCACAUCUACUUGGAUUUGGAAGGCAAUGAUGGUGAAUACAUCGAAAUGAAAGAACGACAUUUUACGAUGGAUGGCCGAAAUGGCGAUAAGAGACGUCUUCUGAAGUCCGAAUAUGAACCUGCCGGUUCUUUGAAGUCCGAAUAUGAGAAUGGCCCCAGUUCUCUGAAGUACGAAUAUGUAAAAGAGGCCGGUUUUCGAGAGUCCGAAUACGAACCUGCCGGAUUUCCUGGGUCCAAAAGUACACAUGCAGAUACGGCAGUACUCGAGGAUAUACAGCGACAACAUAAGUCGGCAUCUACAAGCCACUCGAAAAUGGAUUAGAUGAUAAUAGAAAAGAUUCCAGUGACUUUUUUAAAACUGUUAUCAUCACUGUUCUUUAUAUUUAGAGUGUGAGACUGGUAAAAAUGUACAUUUGUUGUCAGUUUGUGUGUAUAACUUUAUACAAAGAGUGAGUCCCAUUCAUCUCACUUUUUGACAGAAAUUGAAAAUAAAAACACAACUUUAGGACUAAAAUGCAAUUUUACACGUAAAGUUUUAUAAUUCUGGCUUUUGUUUUGACAACAUUAUUCCUUCCUAUUAAAGGCCCAAGUGUGUCAAAUAUAAAAAGUGAAAAUUGAAAUUUCCAUCCAUAUUUCUGACGAGUGUCCAUGCAUUUAACUGGAACAUUUUUCAAAUCUAUGGAAUCAUAAUGUAAGUAUACACAUCAAGUUUUGUAAUUUUGUCGUCUAGUUUUACAAUUGUUUUCGCAUUUUGUACUAAUGAAAAUGUGGAAAAUCGUUAAGUUUUCUCAUAGAGAGAUUUGAUUUAAUAAAUAUAUUAUAGUUAAACUUCUCACACUCAUCUGAGUGUUUUUAUGAAGUUUACGCAAAUCCAACAACUUUGUCAGUAACUUUUUACAAACUGUGAAAUUUUCUUUAAGUUAUAACAUACCUCAGUUGCAGGACAGAAGAUUCACAAAAAUAAGGGAAAUAUUGAAGCACAGUAGAAUUAUAGACCAAUCGCACUUUAAGUUGCUUUGGAAAAUUAUCAAUUGCUAUUAUAAAUAAUCGAUGAAACUAAUUUCCUUAAUAUGAAAUAGUUGUUAGGAAAUAAACAGCCACUCAACUAUAGAUUGAUUAUUUGUUUAAACAUGUCUUUUAGACAUAUUAGGCGCACAAAAGUAAAACCUGUUCUGUGUGUUUAUUGAUUUUAAACAGGCGUUUGAUAAUGUAUGGCGACAAGGACUUUUGACAGAGCUAUUGAACUGUAAUAUAAAUGGUUAAUGUUUUAAUGUUGUCAAAAUCAUGUAUCUUAAGAAUCAAGAAUAAACGCAGGAUAUUCCUAGUUUUUUGUAUGACCGGUGUAAAUAAAAUCAGUAAGAUCCUAUGUAAGACAAGGUGAGCAUCUGUCUUCCCUUAUAUUUGCAAUAUAUUCAAAUGAUUUAAACAAAUUUGUUAGUAAUGAAAAUGUAAACGAUAUCAAACAUAUCAUAAGCCUUCAUGACAUCGGUAUGCAUUUUAAACUGUUUAUAAAAUCAUAUGCUAAUGAUACAGUUCUAUUAUUUCAAAGCAGUGCUGAACUUUAAAUGUGUGUUAGGAUUAAUGUAAUAAGUGGAAACUAGAAGGCAAUACACGAAAACACAGUUCUUGUCUUUGGCUCAAGGAGUAAACCGUAUGAUUUUCAAAUCUAAAGGUGAAACUCUUGAAAUAAAAAUCUCGGCAAAUAAGGCCAUGUUCUGCAUGAGACAAGACCUCUUGAUUUAACUAUUGAGCUAAAGGUUGAUCUAUAUAAUAAAGUUUUUAAACCUGAAAUGUUACAUCUGGAGAAAUAGUUGUCAUAUCCCUACCUCUAGACAUUAUUUCUAAAAUGAUAAGUGUCUGGAGUAAACUCUCUGAUAGCACAAGUAAUAAGAAAUAAUUUAUAGCAGAAGAGUGUUUUAAAACUAUUUAUGCACGACAGGCGAUUAUGCGUCGGGCGUAAUAAUUCUACUAGGGCGCAUCCCGAGUGGAAUUAUUUGUACGAGAUAUUACCGAGUGUAUAAAUAGUGUUAAAACACGGUUUUGCUAUUUUUUCAAUUCUAAUAUGCCUUUAAUCUGAAACAGUAUAUAAAAUAUAGUAGCGCUCUUUCUUGGUCGCAACAAAAACGUUGACGUCACCACACGUUAUCAUGACGUCAUUCUAGCGAAGCGUGUUUUAACAAAGACAAGCAUGUUAGGAUUCUAAUUCUAAUUUGACUAAUAAUGCUUUAAUUUAUCACAACGAUGUUAUGUUGACGUCCCGUCAACGUGAUAUUUAGUGUCAUGUACGCAUCAAGAAAUAGCUUUUUCAAAUUUCAUAAAAUAUUUUACCUAAUAACAUGUAAGAAUUCUAAAUGGGUAACAGGAACAAGGAAAGUUUAGCUCAAGAUAGUUAAUAUAUAUAAAAGAUUAAGUAACGAAUAAUGGGUUUGGAAAUAUAUGGGAUCAAUAAACUAAAACGAAUAUAAACUGUUUUGCAAUGGUUUUUAUACGAAAGGUAAAGGAUCAAUAUUUACAAGAAUCAAAGGAUUUAAUAUCAGAAUAAAUAAGCAGCUACAAUUAUAAACAAAUUAAUUUGGAAUGAAUAUAUAUAUUUGUAUUUAUUAUCAAACUAUUUUUUGUAAAAUUUUAUCAGCUUUCCUUAUUAGAAAUCAAAAACUCCCAUUUGAAGUUGGGAGAUCGACAGGGUUAUCAUUAGCUGAAAGGAAAUGUGAAUUAUGUGAACUAACUGAAGUAGGAAUCGAGUUUUAUUAUCUACUCUGUUGUAAUUUUUUAAGACCAAAGGAACUAGUGUGUUAAAGGUUUUAUUAUCGAAACCCAAUUAUCAUAAAAUUUUCUCAGCUCUUGAACAGUGAAAAUAAAUGUGAAUUAAUAAGAUUAUGUAAGUUCUUGGAUCAUGGUAUGUAAACUGUAAGAAAUAACCCUUACGGGUAUUAAGAAACCAGUAUCAGGUUAUAAACAUAUUAUUUUAAAAGUUGACCUGUGAUUCAUGUUAAAUUUUGUAUAAAGUAUUUGUGUUUUUUAAGUUUUAGUUAAUGUAAGAUUAUUAAAGUCUGUAAUGUAAAAUAUUACUUGGAAAAUAAGUAUGUGUCUGCUUUUCGAACAUCACUGUACAUAAAUCAAUAUAAUCAUUCUAUGCUUGCACGUUUUUCAAUAAAAUGUAUGUUACUGA